Molecule: messenger RNA, 1665 nt
Organism: Culicoides brevitarsis
Lineage: Eukaryota; Metazoa; Arthropoda; Insecta; Diptera; Ceratopogonidae
Product: apical junction component 1 homolog
Exons: 2
Coding region: 137-1405 (422 amino acids)
Biological process (GO): cell-cell junction organization
Cellular component (GO): plasma membrane; apical junction complex
Source: RefSeq, a predicted model, not a curated record
AUGAUAGAACAGUUGGUAGAAGAUAUAAGUGUUGAAGAUGUUUUGACAUCACUGUUAGGUUUACCAGCCAGUAAUUCUCGGCCAGGUAUGAACCUAGGAUAUAGUUAGUACAACUGCUGAAAUUUCACUGCCGCACAUGCAAUUGCCCCCGCACGACGUCAUCCUUCCACAAAUCGACAUUCCCCCAACCGGCACGACGACGACCCUAACAACUUUUAGUGCCCAAAACACGCAACAAUUGCAUGUCGAGCAACCCGAACGACGUCACAGCGAAGGCGACACCCAUCAGCGACGCAAAACGAGCGAUCCCACAAUCACCGUGACAGGCCACACGCGAAAACUGAGCUUGGAUUCGUACGAAACUAAAAAUUCGGAGGUUGUGCGUUGCCGUUAUCCGCGAUGCGAUUCACAAACGACGCCCGCCGAAGCGAAAAAAACGUACAAAAGUUGCCACAAUUGCUCGCAUUUGUAUUGUUCGCGCGAAUGUCGUCGUUCGCAUUGGGAAAAACAUCGCAAGGCCUGUUUGCAUUCGCGAGUUUCGGCGUUGUGUCGUCAAGUGCUGUCCGCUUGCAAAGAUGACGGCGACACUUUGCGACAUUUGAGCUUGCUGGCGAGACGGGGAUUUUUGUCGCAAGGCCGUGGCGUGAUACGAAUUUUAUUUAGAAGCCCCGAAAACGCGGAUAUGUUCAUCAAACAGGGAUUCCAGUGUUUGGGCGAGGUAAUGUACGUUCGAUGGCCCGAUUUGAUGCCCGCUGAAAUGGGUCCCGAGCUAUAUUCCGAACUUUUGCGUCUCAGCACGGAAUACAAACCCGAAUCCAAGAUGUUACUGUAUGUCGCCAUCUGUGUGGUAUCUGAAGCUCCUGCUGCCAGCACGGGUCAAGUCAAAUGGGAACGUCAACUGGUAUCGCGAUGUGCCAAAUUGAAGCUCUGCAAAUCGAUUAUUAACGAUAUGGCGCACCAACAACCAAUUUUCACGCAACAACUCGCCCAAGCAGCUGCUUCUGCGACAAUUUCCGGCACAAAUUCGCAAGUUUCAGCGCCCGACAGCGACGUUUUAAUCCUAAAAUUCCUCAUAAGCGGAAAAAGAAACACGCAACGAUACCGCGAACUUACUUUCCAAAACAUCCAAGCUGUCCUUCGUCCAAAAGGAGUGUCUUUGAGGAAACAUUUCCCCGAAAUUCAUCAAAGACUCGCUUCGUACGUUGAAGGCACCACAGAUCGAUUUGUUCCCGUUACGAUUCAUCCGAGAGAUGCGACAACAGGAAGAGGCUUCGUUUGUAUCAUCAUGCCCGUGACGAACGAAAAUGAGGUUAAAAUCCCGAUGAGCAGCGAUUCUGGGUCGAAAGUCACGAUUAUGGAUGUCGGCGUUGAUGAGACCUUCGAUACGGGCGAUGCGAGUGAAUAGCCUUUGGAAAUGGGUGCUACGCGAUUUUAGGCAUGAAAAUGUGGCACGAGACUGAAAUCUUCUUGAAAAAUUUUAAUUUUUUCGUUUUGAGACCAAAAUUAGUUACAAAGGUUAGUGAUUUAGUUUCGACUCUAUCAUUCUCCUGAACAACACCGAAGACUUCUGAAAAAAAAAUCACGCUUGAAAUUAAAAAAAAAAUAACUGGGACUAACUUCUACUACUUACCUACUCAUCAUAUUUAUACUGAAAAAAAAAUAUUG